AUGAAUUUUGUAACGCAGUUGUUGAAGAUGGAUCGUAUGCUUUGUACAGCCACUCGUCACAAAACCGAAUUAUCUAAAAACACAUUAGACAUGUUGUUGGGGAAGGUAUUAAAACAUACAUAUAUUGGGAAUGAUAAAAUCCCAUGUGUUCAAGUUCGAUGUCGAUUGAACGAUUUUGAUGAAUAUAUUAAGAAGUAUUUUUCACGGCCCAUUGAUCUAUGGGCAUUAGAUCCGAAAAAUGCAACAGGAUUGGGUGACAUUAUUUUGAUCGCAAAAUGUGAUGUAAACAAACGACCGGCGAAGUUGGUGACACAUAUUGUUGAUCGAGUAAUGUUUAAGUACGGUAAUAUUAUCGAUCCGAUCACCAAAAAACGUGUAAUUAAAGAGAAAUAUGAAGACGACAUCAAUUUACAGACAAAACUAGUGAAGGAAAUUAUCGAAGAACCAUCGUCAUAUGAUGUGUUGUUAUUCGAAGAAAAACGGGAUAUACAGUGGCGGCGAUUGAAUAUCCGUAAAAUGGCAAUAAGUCGACGUGAGUUGUCGAAGCAGGGACGUUUAUUGACGAGACAGAUGGCCAAGAAUAUCAGCAAAGAAAAGGAAAAAGCUCUGGAGGCGGAUAAAGAGCAAAAUGAUUAG
Acanthocheilonema viteae is the source of this 636-nucleotide messenger RNA. The record is from the annotation of a GenBank genome assembly. Lineage: Eukaryota; Metazoa; Nematoda; Chromadorea; Rhabditida; Onchocercidae.